AUGACAGUGCCAAGCACCUAUCUUUUGGACUUGCUUACGGGCAAGAAACAAUCAUCCUUUAUCCUUCUGGCGGACAGUGCCACAUGCGAUGCAAAAUCCUGUCUUUGGCCGUGCUUAUACAAAGCCACGUGCGAUAUGUACAAGUACCUAAUCGUUCGCUCCGAAGUCUUCGGGCUGCAGUCUCCCAACCUGCCAUUGACACUCGAGCAGUCGGCCAAAAUUUUAAAUAGCAGCACCUUUCCGAACGCUAACGCCUGUUUGGACGCCGUGCAGGUGGAAGUCUCAAGGCCACCAGACGAUGGAGGCAAACGCUGCUGGGUAGUAGUUUUCGACAAUCUGGACAAUUUUCUUCUUGAUGGUGGAGACGGUGGCAGUCGUCAAAUGCGCGAUUGGAUUUAUCAGCUAGCCGCCCGACUU
Dibothriocephalus latus is the source of this 417-nucleotide messenger RNA. Lineage: Eukaryota; Metazoa; Platyhelminthes; Cestoda; Diphyllobothriidea; Diphyllobothriidae. The record is from the annotation of a GenBank genome assembly.